GGUCAGUUUCUUAUCACAAUUCCGUUGCAAAAGUACCUCAAAUAAUUCGUAUGAAAUUUACUUAAGUGGGGGUGUACAAAAUGUUGUUACUAUGGACAAUCAUCCUUGUUUUUCCAUUGGUUAACUUCAUUGAAUCAGCACCAACGACCGCAGCUACGAAAAUUUUAACUGAUAAGACGAAACAUAACCAGAGAAAUGGGGAAUAUCUCAGAGACGAGAAGAUGAUAAAGGAUCUUCAACAGCAACAUUGGAGCAGUUUUCAAGACCAAAGCGAUCAAGAGGGGAAGUUUUCAGUGUCUGACACGAGAUUUAGGAGGAGUCCACAGUCUCAGGAUAUCCUGAGUGUCCUCUUGAGAAAUGAUCAUCCAGAUUGCCCUCAGUAUAAGGACAGAUUUUCCCCAAAAUGCCGCCAAAAGCUGCCUAAAGUAGGAUCCCUAUCACCAAAGCAUAUUUCCGGGCUGAGAAUGUGGAAGAGUGUAAACCUGUCGGGAUUGCGUGAGGGUGCAUUGUUUGCUGAAGAACCGAAUUAUUUAUUGGUUCGUCGUGAGAUUUCAGAUAUUCCUGGAAAUUUUGGUAAAGCGACCAAAGCCCAGUGCAUCCUAUCAAAUGAACUAUCGCAACAUUUGCAGUAUAACAUUUUUGCAGACACUCUGAGAGAUCCAUUCAUCCCACCGAGAGGUCGAAAGAAAAGUAAUUACAAUAUGUUGCUAAAGAGGAAUUCACUGGAGAGCAAUCUCUUCGACAACACAGACUUAUUUAUGCCUCAACGUGGGAAAAAGAGUGGGCACAGUAAGAUGGCGAAUUUUGAUGAUAUCAUCCCAACCGAUGAGCUGUUUUUUCCCAAUCGUGGCAAGAAGGUGUUUCAGGAAAAUUUCUGGGACAAACGAGGAUUCCCACUUGAUCUCCAGGAGCAGACCCUAUUCUAUCCCAACCGAGGAAAGAAGUCUAUUCAUGCCACCAAGAGAGAAGCUGCACCAGACACUGAAAGUCUUCUCGAGGCUAAGGCAAAGAUCAAGAAGGAAUCCUCAAGUCUGGCUGAUGAUCUCCUGUCACAGGAUCUCUUCUUUCCAAAUCGCGGCAAGAAGAGGAUUGUUGACGUGCUCAUUGACACUCCCGAGGGUGGUGCUCAUAAACCACUCGAUCUGCACAAUCGAGAGCUAUUGAAUAAUUUUUCUGAGAAUCACGACACUUUCUAUUCAGAUCGUGGGCGUCAGAGAUUUCCAGCAGAUACACUCAUGACUGGUGACUUCAGCCGUACCAACGAGCCGAGACUAAAUGGAUUUUCAAAUUACUUCAUCAACUCUGGAUAUCCCGACAACGAUGCAGACUUUUUGGAUUACUACAACAAUAUGCUUGACGAUAAUCAAUAAAGAUGUAACACAGCUUUUGAUUUUCAUCUUCAAUUAAUUAUGUACAAAUGAAGCAUUAAACAACAAGGCAAUUGAAACAAUUAA
Molecule: messenger RNA, 1454 nt
Organism: Phlebotomus papatasi
Lineage: Eukaryota; Metazoa; Arthropoda; Insecta; Diptera; Psychodidae
Gene: natalisin
Exons: 3
Coding region: 81-1370 (429 amino acids)
Source: RefSeq, a predicted model, not a curated record